GAGUGAAGGGGGAGUACGGACAGUCCGAAAGAACUGCGGAUCGUGCCGAGAGGGAAAGCUGAUUUAAAGGACGGGUGGGACCGAAGUGGCUCAAGUUGAAACUGAGAAGAGAAGUAGAUGCCAAAAAUCUCAGAGGAUUUUGAGACCUUCUAGGACACCUUAUUUCAUAUGGCUCUUUCCAGAUCGUCCGUUCUAGAUAACUUCAACGGUUUGGAGGAAUCCUGAGUCCUCAUUCUGUCCUUGUGCCAAGAGGUUCACCUCCUAGGCCUGGCCCAACCUACUGACUGAAGAGAUCGGCCCGUGGGGGCGAGGAGCCGCCAUGUCUUAAAGCCUGUGCUGUCUGUCUGGGAGCCCUGCCCCCCCCCCUUUCCCCCACCCCCAGCUCCCUCACUCACCCCCUCCUCCUCCUGCUGCCCUCCCCUAUCCAUGUAACCCACGUGGGCGCCUCUCCUCCAGCCCUCCCUGGAGCCAUGAGCCUGAAGAAGCACCAGCCCAUGGGCUCGGACCGUGACCUUCAGUCUGCCGCCUCCUCGGUCAGCCUGCCCUCCGUCAAGAAGGGCCCCAGGAAGCGGAGGAUCUCGCUGGCCUCCCUGUUCCGCCGCCGGCGUGAGCCCAAGCGCAAGUCCCGGGACCUCCACGGCGGCGUGGACGGCAUCGCCAGCAUUGAGAGCAUCCACUCCGAGAUGUGCAACGACAAGAACUCUGCCUUCUCCGUGGCCGGAGCCGCCUCCACCUCCUCGGGCGCCUCCUCGGCCUCGGGCUCCUCCUCGGCCUCCUCGUCCUCCCACUCGGGCUCCUCCAAGGGAGGGGCCGAGCUCCUGGAGUGCCCCCUGUGCCUUCUGCGCCACUCGAGGGAGCGCUUCCCCGACAUCAUGACCUGCCACCACCGCUCGUGCGCCGACUGCCUGCGCCAGUACCUGCGCAUCGAGAUCUCGGAGAGCCGUGUGAACAUCAGCUGCCCCGAGUGCGCCGAGCGCUUCAACCCGCACGACAUCCGCAUGAUCCUGGCCGACCGCGCCCUCAUGGAGAAGUACGAGGAGUUCAUGCUGCGCCGCUGGCUGGUGGCCGACCCGGACUGCCGCUGGUGCCCCGCCCCGGACUGCGGGUAUGCAGUCAUUGCCUUCGGCUGUGCCAGCUGCCCUAAGAUCACCUGCGGGCGGGACGGCUGUGGCACGGAGUUCUGCUACCACUGCAAGCAGCUCUGGCACCCCAACCAGACCUGCGACGCUGCCCGGCAACAGAGGGCCCAAAGCCUGAGACUCCGGACCAUCCGCUCCUCCUCUCUCAGCUACAGCCAGGAGAGCGGAGCGACAGCUGAUGACAUCAAACCCUGUCCUCGCUGCGCUGCCUACAUAAUCAAGAUGAACGACGGGAGCUGUAAUCACAUGACCUGCGCCGUGUGCGGCUGUGAGUUCUGCUGGCUGUGCAUGAAGGAGAUCUCUGACCUGCACUACCUGAGUCCAUCUGGCUGCACCUUCUGGGGGAAGAAGCCCUGGAGCCGUAAGAAGAAGAUCCUGUGGCAGUUGGGCACGCUGGUGGGCGCCCCGGUGGGCAUCGCGCUGAUCGCUGGCAUCGCCAUCCCCGCCAUGAUCAUCGGCAUCCCGGUGUACGUGGGGAGGAAGAUUCACAACCGCUAUGAAGGAAAGGACAUCUCCAAGCACAAGAGGAACCUGGUCAUAGCCGGUGGUGUGACUCUGUCUGUGAUCGUGUCUCCGGUCGUGGCUGCUGUGACUGUCGGUAUCGGGGUGCCCAUCAUGCUGGCGUACGUGUACGGCGUGGUGCCCAUCUCCCUGUGCCGCAGCGGGGGCUGCGGCGUGUCGGCCGGCAACGGCAAAGGUGUGCGCAUCGAGUUCGAUGAGGAGAACGAGAUGAACGCCGCCAACGGGGCGGCCGCUACCGACAGCACCUCCGUGGCGGAGACGCGGAACAACCCGAGCAUCGGCGAGGGCAGCGUGGGCGGGCUGACGGGCAGCCUGAGCGCCAGCGGGAGCCACAUGGAGCGCAUCGGCGCCAUGAGAGACAACCUGAGCGAGACCGCCAGCACCACCGCACUCGCUGGGGCCAGCAUCACCGGCAGCCUGUCCGGCAGCGCCAUGGUCAACUGCUACAACAGGCUGGAGGUGCAGGCGGACGUUCAGAAGGAGCGCUGCAGCCUGAGCGGGGAGUCGGGCACCGUCAGCCUGGGGACAAUCAGCGACAACGCCAGCACCAAAGCCAUGGCCGGAUCCAUCCUGGGCUCAUACAUGCCUCUGGACAGAGACGGGAGCAGUGUGGAGGUGCAGGUGGACGUUGAGAAGCAGCGGCACUGCAGCGGCGGCAGUGCAGAUGAUGGCAGCAGCGGUGGGCGCGGCGUGGGCGGAGCCUGCCCCUCCGGGUGCCCCAAGUGGCCCAAGGACCCCGCCCCCCCGUCCUGUUCCUCAUCCUCCUCUUCCUCCUCCUCGGGGAAGAAGGGCAAGGGCAAACUGCGCAGGUCGGGCGGGACCAGAAUCAACGAGACGCGCGAGGACAUGGACGCCCAGCUGCUGGAGCGGCGCAGCACCAACUCCGCCGAGUUCGACUCGCCCUCGUUGAGCGACAGCGUGCCCUCGGUGGCCGACUCGGAGCUCAGCGGCUCCGACCAGGAGGGCCCCGGGGCCCCCUGCGGCCCCGAACGCCGCCCCGUCCCCCAGCCCCCUGCCCCCGUCAGCCCCAUGCCCGAGGUGGAGAACGACCGUCUGGAGAGCCUGCCCCAGCCCCGGCCCCCGCUCUCCCCCGGCCCCGCUCCCUGCCCCGAGGCCUUCCCCCUCCGCUACAUCGCCGAGGAGAGCCCGGCACGGCCCGGGGAGCCCCUAAAGGAAGCCAAUAACAACCACCCAGAGCCGGCCAGCGCUGUGAAGAACGCCUGCAUUCAGACUGAGAUCUGACGCCUUAAGUGCUGCACACGGAAAUCACGCUCGCUGCUGACCCAUCUUACCUUCGCCAGGAUCUGCGAGGAGGCGUUCCCUUGUGAAGGGAGCCGGUGUUUGUUUUACCAGUUCUCAUCCCCCACCCACCCACCCGCCCAAAGCCAGCCUUAAAGAAUACAUUCUGUUUGUUUCGUUGAGUUUUGUCGACAAGGAAUCCGAUGUAAGUGUUGUAUACGAUGUGUUGAAAGAUCCGUUGGCUGAAAUGAAUGAUUGUCUUGGGAGUGGGAGGAGCUUGAUUCUAACCGGCGGGGAUAAAUAAUGACCCGCCCCGUGCUACUUGAUUGUUUUGAGUCCUCAGACCGUGUUACCCACCUUGUUACCAUGGGGCCGUGGAGGGUCGGAGUCGCUCCGCCACACGCCCGGGUGCUUUAUGCCAUCUGGUGUUGAGUGCGGGAGAGGGGAGUAUUGUUCCACAUUUUCCCCCUGCCUUGGUCAAGCUCCUCGCUGCCGUCGUGUGGGAGGAGUCCUCAAGCCCCCUGAGCUGUGCAGGUCACACUGUAAUAGGGACCAGGUGGUGCCGUUUCUUUUCCCUUUACGAUUCCGAAAACGACAAGGCUAAUUUUCUCAAUUUGAUUCUUAUUUAUUGUUUUUUUUUUGGGGGAAAAGAUGGUUAACAGAAGCCAGCCUUAUAUUGAGUUGGGUAGAGCUAGUGUCGGGAGUCGUACAGAGUGGGUAGUGUUGGUGUUGGGAGUUGGGCUGAAGGGGGUACAGAGUAGGGAUGGGGGAUCUAGCUACAUCGUAAAUAGUUUAUUUUAUUUUAUUUUCGCGUAUUAAGAUCUCUGGCAGGUGGCUGUUGGUUUCGUUCUUUUUUUUUCGUCUUUAAUCAUACUUGAUAUGCUUACACAUCUCCAAACUUCAGUGAAAUACUUCCAGGGGAGAAAUCACUUGAAUCUUUUCAAUGUUGGUUAACUUGCCUAUUAGUUUUGAAAAACACAUUGCUCACAUUUUCGCUCUUCAUCCUUGUAGUCAUGCUUUUAAGUACCACAGGGAAACCGCAUGGCCCUGUUGCCAUCAUAUCAACGUUGAAAAGAUACGAGUGAUGUUUUUUUUUUCUGGAAGCAUUUCAAUUUGACUGACAAAGAAAUCGAACGCCGCAUGUCCGAGAUGGUCGUUACUGCGCUUCCAAAAGAGUUGUUACACCGUGAUGCCUGUAUCACCCAGCCCUAGUACGGCGUGGUUAAAGUUAGUGUUGGGAGUCGUGCAAAAGGUGGUAUGGAGUGGGUAAAAUUUGGUUUUGGCUGUUGUGUAGACGGAGGUUCACUCAGGACCUGCGCUGAUGCUGCUCCAGCCCUGUGAGGGAAACCGGUUUGCCCUGCUCGUGUUCUGACCCGUCAGGAGCGCACGGAACGGGAGGACGCAGGUUAAACAACUAGAGCUAGAAAGGCCCCUGUGAGUUCGGCUUUUUGUAGAACGGAAAGGGCAUGGCUCCCUCACAAAAUCUGAUGCUCAACGUCCAGCUCCAAGGUUUCCCCACGGCAGAUGCGUUCACCUCAUAAGAUCGAUUCCCCACCUCCCCCACAUCUUCGUUGAUUCAUGGUGCCUUCGAAAAUUCUGCUGUUCUUUUUGUAUGUUUCUCCAUUCUGUGUCUUCAGAACUUUAAAAACUUCAAAUGAACCUCCAGCCGAAUGUCUGUCUGAAUGCCGUCAGGAGAGAUGCUAAUAGAUAUUUCACUUACUGUGGUAGACAUAAUGAAUAUGUGACUCUUGAAUUGCCUACCAAAGACAGCCCUCCGGCUUAUUCCUGUAACCCUUGAUGACGUCAGCUGGCCGAUGUGUGCUCCCAUGGGGCCGCGGUCAACAAAUGGUAGAAUGGGGGAAGGAAAAAAACAAUAACAAGAUUCAGGAAUACGGACUUCCUACGCAAACUUCUGAAGCCAGAGAAAGGCUUAAGGCACCUGCACUGUUAAUCCUAGUUCCCCACAAAUGUAUUGCAAUGCACAAAGUGUGAGGGGACACAGACGAUUGGAUGAUUUUUUUUAUUUUUGGUUCCUGUUUCCAUUCAGGUGCUGCUGAAUGAUGGCUCCAGACUGAAAAAAGUAAAAAAUGCCAUAAGCUGCAGUUUUUUCCCAUUUUAGACUUCUUCCCCCCCCCCCCCCCCCCCCCCCAACCUUGAUUUUACUUCUGUUUUGUCACCCCCCCUCCCCCCUCCCUCAUUUCUUUACUAUACUCCAAACACUAGUGCCAGGUAUAAUUUCGAAUUUGUGCAAAACGGCUUAAGGUAUUUGUAUA
This is a messenger RNA of Conger conger (European conger), 5173 nucleotides long. RefSeq names its product ring finger protein 19A, RBR E3 ubiquitin protein ligase (gene rnf19a). Lineage: Eukaryota; Metazoa; Chordata; Actinopteri; Anguilliformes; Congridae. Gene Ontology annotation, molecular function: zinc ion binding; ubiquitin conjugating enzyme binding; ubiquitin protein ligase activity. The transcript has 10 exons. Bases 471 to 2903 code for a protein of 810 amino acids. The record is from RefSeq and is a predicted model, not a curated record. Gene Ontology annotation, cellular component: cytoplasm; ubiquitin ligase complex. Gene Ontology annotation, biological process: ubiquitin-dependent protein catabolic process; protein polyubiquitination; positive regulation of proteasomal ubiquitin-dependent protein catabolic process.